AUGGAAAUCUCUUACAAGGACUUCAAGGUAGGAAAAUGUGAGGGCCAGAAAGUGGUGGAUGGUGAAACCAUGCCACUAGUGCUGCAACCCCCGGAACCCAACAAGAGUGACACAGAGUCAUUAAUCUCAGCUCUAAAGCAGAACAAGGACUGGUUUGAGCAAAUGCUCAUAAAAAACAGUGCUGUUCUGCUUCGAGGUUUUGAUGUGAAGAAUGCUGAGGACUUCAAUGAUAUUAUUGAGGCCUUUGGCUGGGAUGACAUUCGUUACAUAGGGCCUGCGCCACGGACACAAGUGUACAAACGCAUAUGGACUGCCAAUGAGGGACCCCUGUCGGAAUUCAUAUACUACCACCAUGAAAUGGUUUUGAUAAAAGAAUCUCCGAAGAAAGUGGUGCUUUUCUGUGAAAUACCCCCACCAGAAGGUGGACAGACACCCUUUGUUCCAAGCUUUAGAGUUACAGAAAGGAUGCUAGAAGAGUUCCCUGAAGCAGUGGAAGAAGUUGAGGCAAAAGGACUGAAGUACACUUUCACAGCUCUUAGCAAAGACGAUACAUCAUCGAUGAGAGGUAGAGGUUGGGAGGAUGCUUUCGGAACAUCAGACAAGGCAGAGGCUGAGAGAAGGGCUAAGGCUCUAGGGAUGGACAUGGAGUGGCUGCCUAAUGGAGGAGUGAAGACAAUACUGGGUCCUCGAUCAUUAACGAAAGUGUUUGAUGGAAGAAAAGGGAGGAGAAUGUGGUUCAACACAGUCGUUGGCAUGCAUGGUAAGGAGUCCAGCUCGGCUAUGUUAGCAGAUGGAACAGAGAUACCAGAAAAUUUUGUGAAAAGGUGUGGGCAAAUCAUUGAAGAAGAGAGCAUCCAAUUCAAGUGGGAAAAGGGUGAUGUCCUUUUCCUUGAUAACAUGGCUUUGCUUCAUGGAAGGAGGCCAUCUUUGCCACCUAGAAAAGUCCUUGUUGCUACUUGCAAGUAGCUUCAGCAUAGCUGCUAGCUAUAAUAAUUGUGUGGUGUGCUAAAAUACUACUGCAAAAUC
Populus nigra (black poplar) is the source of this 1026-nucleotide messenger RNA. RefSeq names its product clavaminate synthase-like protein At3g21360. NCBI's taxonomy places the organism in Eukaryota, Viridiplantae, Streptophyta, Magnoliopsida, Malpighiales, Salicaceae. Gene Ontology annotation, molecular function: oxidoreductase activity. The record is from RefSeq and is a predicted model, not a curated record. The transcript is spliced from 3 exons. Bases 1 to 966 code for a protein of 321 amino acids.